GUAAAACGUGCAAGAAAGGAAAGGACGUUUCUGUUUCCCAUUUUGCCCAGUGUUCCCGAAAUGUGCCUGUUUCCUUCCCUAAAUGCCCCCUCCUUUUGGUCUUUUUAUGUCGUGGUCUUGUUCGUCUGCCGAAGCUUGAAAGCCAGAGGAGAACCAUCGCCCCAAUCCGCCGGUAGAAACCAGGAGCAAUCCGCUUCAGGGUUCUUCGAUCCUUGAAGCAGGCAACGCGUUCCCCUGAUCUGAGGCGAUCCCGAUCCGAAAGGUUGGCUUUUUACGGCUAUUCAUCCCUGAGGCGUCGGAUUUGGGGAGGGUUUUGUUUUGGGCGAAUUUGGUCGAGUUUAGGUUGGAAUUGACGGGGAGACUAGCUCUUGACGACCAGUGAGCAGAUCGUGUUGCGCUUGCGAGGGAAGUGGGGUCUCUGCUUUCGCGAGCUGAUGCCAUCUGGUGCCGAGAAAGAGAUGGUCCUGGGUUUUGCCAUCGGGCGUUGGAUUUGCAUAGAAGAGUAGGCGAAGGAAAAGGUUGGGGUUUUUCAUUUUGGGAUAGCAGAUUGAAUUACGACACAUGUUGACAACUCAAACGUGGGCUUAGAUGAGAUGAGGGAUGUUAGCAAAAUUGAUGAACCUAUUGAAGGCCUGCUGGCAGCCAUCAUCAAACAAAUAUGCCCAUGCAGGCUCUGACGUGAUCGGUCGGAAGGAUGGGCUUCUCUGGUACAAGGACAGUGGACAGCAUGUGUACGGUGAGUUCUCCAUGGCCAUGGUACAAGCCAAUAACUUGCUUGAGGAUCAGAGCCAACUUGAGACAGGACCUCUGAGCUCAGUUGAAUUUGGGCCGUAUGGUACUUUUGUGGGGGUUUAUGAUGGGCAUGGUGGUCCAGAAACUUCAUGUUAUGUCAAUGAUCAUCUCUUCCCGCAUCUGAAGAGAUUUGCAACAGAGCAGCAGUCCAUGUCAGCUGAUGUAAUACGGAAGGCAUACCAAGCGACAGAGGAGGGUUUCAUCUCCCUGGUGACCGAACAAUGGCCUGUAAAACCUCAGAUUGCAGCUGUUGGCUCAUGCUGUCUGGUUGGGGUAAUCUGUGGUGGUAUGCUAUAUAUAGCUAAUCUCGGAGACUCCCGUGCUGUUUUAGGCAGAGUUGUCAAAGCAACUGGGGAAGUUUUGGCUGUGCAAUUGUCAGCAGAGCACAAUGUAGGAAUCGAGCCUGUGCGACAAGAGUUGCAGUCAAUGCAUCCGGAUGAUAGACAAAUUGUUGUUUUGAAGCACAAUGUUUGGCGUGUGAAGGGCCUAAUCCAGAUCUCCAGGUCAAUUGGUGAUGUAUACUUAAAAAGGACAGAGUUUAACCGUGAACCAUUACAUGUGAAAUUCAGACUUCGUGAACCUUUCAAGAAACCUAUAUUGAGUUCAGAACCAUCAAUUACUGUGCAACCACUACAGCCCCAAGAUCAGUUUCUUAUAUUUGCAUCUGAUGGACUUUGGGAGCAUCUUAGUAAUCAAGAAGCUGUUGAUAUUGUUCAAAACAACCCUCCCAAUGGAAGUGCUCGAAGGCUUGUCAAAGCUGCACUUCAAGAAGCAGCCAAGAAACGAGAGAUGAGAUACUCCGAUCUCAAGAAGAUCGAUCGUGGAGUACGGCGGCAUUUCCAUGAUGACAUAACUGUUAUUGUUGUGUUCCUGGACUCCAAUCUUGUUAGCAGAGCCAGCUCACUGAAGGGCCCCUCCCUGUCAUUGAGAGGGGGUGGAGUCAAUGUGCCAGCCAACUCUCUUGCACCCUGCACCAUGCCAACCCAACUCGGUGCCUCCUGAUAUAUUCCUCUCAGUUCAUUAAUUAUGUGUAUGAAAUUAAAUCAGACCAACCUCCAUGAUCUUGCCCUCACCGGCAUCAGUCGAAAUGGGCUCAAGGACAGAUACAUCUGUUUUAACCUAUUAUAUUGUGCCAAUUCUCAUGCAAGAAUAGUUCAUCUGUGUAUUAUGCUUCUAAACUUGGGAGGAAGUAAUGUUUCAGAAUCAACAAUGAAGGACCACCAAGGCAACAGUUUUCACUA
Messenger RNA from Musa acuminata AAA Group (dessert banana), 2033 nucleotides. Its product is annotated as probable protein phosphatase 2C 60. The record is from RefSeq and is a predicted model, not a curated record. Gene Ontology annotation, biological process: peptidyl-threonine dephosphorylation. The transcript is spliced from 5 exons. NCBI's taxonomy places the organism in Eukaryota, Viridiplantae, Streptophyta, Magnoliopsida, Zingiberales, Musaceae. Gene Ontology annotation, molecular function: cation binding; protein serine/threonine phosphatase activity. The coding region runs from base 601 to 1794 and encodes 397 amino acids.